AUUUUCGGUCGCUUGAGCAAGAUGGCUGGCGUGGACGGCGCAACCCACCCGAGUGCGCCGCUACUUCCUGUGCGAACCCCAUGGUUGGGUGCCUCAAAAAUGCGAAAAUAUGCCACCCACGUCAUUGUGAUCACGCUGGUCUCGUUGACGUUCGUCUUCCACUCGAUCGAUCGAUCCAGGCCGCUGGCAUCGCUGUCGAAACGAGUUGCAUUCGGAGGCGACCUUCGUCAACGCUGUGAAGAACACUUCAUUCUCCAGCCGUUGGACCACUUCGACGCCUCGUCCGACUUGUUCUCCCAGCGGUACUUUGUGUGCGAUGAAUUCGCCGCACUUGAUGCAAACCCUCCUAUCUUUUUCUACACUGGCAACGAAGGCAACGUCGAGCUCUAUUUGAACCAUACCGGACUGAUGUGGGAAUCUGCGCCCACGUUUGGUGCGCGACUCGUGUUUGCGGAACAUCGUUACUUUGGUCAAUCCUUGCCCCCUCAACGUGCAAAUCAGUCGCGACAUGAGUAUGCUGCCCAUUGCUCGUCUCAGCAAGCUUUGGCUGACAACGCCGUCCUCCUCAACCACCUGCGUGCGAACACUUUGACGCGCGUCAUUGCGUUUGGAGGAUCGUAUGGAGGCAUGCUCGCCGCUUGGAUGCGGUUGAAGUACCCCCACUUGGUGCAAGGAGCGAUUGCGUCGUCCGCGCCGAUGUUGAGCUUCCUCGGAUUCAAUCCACCCAUGGACAUGGAGAGUUUCUCCAGAGUCGUCACGUACGAUGCAAGUCCCGCGGCAGGGUCGGCGCCGCGGUGCGCUCCCAACAUCAAGCGCGUGUGGCCAUUGGUAUUUGGCUUGGGUGAUUCACACGAAGGGCGCACGAAAUUGGCCAGUGUAUUUCAGCUGUGUCAGCCCCUCCAAAGCCCCGACGACGUGGCCGCAUUGACCGACUGGCUGAAGGAUGCCUAUGAUACGCUAGCCAUGGGAAACUACCCGUAUCCCUCGAGCUACAUGACGAACGGAGAGCGCUUGCUACCAGCGUUCCCCAUGCGGGAAGCUUGUUCGCUCUUGGCGGACAACCUGGAGGACACGACAAAGCUCCUUCAGGCCAUGCUUGCCAGUGUGAACGUCUACUACAAUUCGACAGGAGCAGUCAAGUGCCACUCAAUCGCUUCCAACGGCGACGACGAUGAGGAUGACUUCUGGGACUAUCUGAACUGUGCAGACAUGUAUACCCCACUUGACGCAACAGGAGGGGACAACGACAUGUUUUGGCGAGCUUUGCACAACCAAACCGAGGACGAGCGACAGUGCCAAGAGAAAUGGGGCGUCAAAAUGCGUCCAUUUUGGCCAUCCAUCGUGUAUGGCGGCGUUGAAGCGUUCGCCACGUCCAGCAACAUUGUGUUCACCAAUGGAGAGUACGAUCCGUGGGCUCCCACUGGCAUCCUGACGUCCUUGUCCGACACCGUGAUCGCAUUGAAGAUUGCAGAAGGAGCUCAUCAUGUAGAUCUCAUGUUUAGCAACCCGUUGGACCCGCCCGCACUGCGGAUGGCGCGCGAGGUACAGCGCGACCACAUCCGCAAGUGGGUCCAAGUCCACUCGACGACUUAACUGUAAGGUUGAUUGUUCGGUGAAACUCUGUAGCUUUUUAUUGGUUGCAAUAGAUCCAAUGAAAAGUGCUAAUUCAACUAAAACUAUAUUGAUUGGGUGUAAUAUAACCAAUCCUAUGUUCA
Molecule: messenger RNA, 1715 nt
Organism: Aphanomyces invadans
Lineage: Eukaryota; Oomycota; Saprolegniomycetes; Saprolegniales; Verrucalvaceae
Exons: 1
Coding region: 22-1593 (523 amino acids)
Biological process (GO): proteolysis
Molecular function (GO): serine-type exopeptidase activity; dipeptidyl-peptidase activity
Source: RefSeq, a predicted model, not a curated record